Messenger RNA from Phymastichus coffea, 1538 nucleotides. Its product is annotated as lysozyme-like. The transcript has 4 exons. Gene Ontology annotation, molecular function: lysozyme activity. The record is from RefSeq and is a predicted model, not a curated record. Bases 48 to 506 code for a protein of 152 amino acids. NCBI's taxonomy places the organism in Eukaryota, Metazoa, Arthropoda, Insecta, Hymenoptera, Eulophidae.
UGAUCAAGGUGCUCGACGCUCAACGCUGUAUAUCAAUUCUUCUGACCAUGGCAGUCAAGUAUUUGGCCCUCACUGUUCUUUGCAUUGCGUUCGUUAACAGUGAAGAAACUCCAAAAAAUAAACUAGAAUUGUCUCAAGUAUGCCUUGGCUGCAUCUGUGAAGCCGCAUCCGGAUGUAAUACCACAAUAGGUUGCCAAGGUGACAUCUGCGGACCUUUCCACAUCACGUGGGGUUAUUGGGCUGAUGGCGGCAAGCCAACUCUGAAUGGUCAACCUAACACUGACAAUAAUGCCUACGCUAAUUGCGUUAACGAUCCAUUCUGCGCAGCCAAGGCAGUGACGGGCUACAUGGAAAAAUACUCCCAGGACUGCAAUGCUGAUGGUCAGAUCAACUGCGACGAUUAUGCGCGCAUUCAUUAUCUUGGUGGCUAUGGAUGUUCUGGACAACUGGAGAAGAAGUACGAAGCUGGUUACGUCAAUUGUCGAAACAGCUUUCCAUCUCAGUAAUCGCAUCUUCACCAUUCCAUCAUCUUUUAUGUUUUCCUCUCUCGCCCUAUUAGAUAGAUCUUGCCGUUAUUUAUUUUCGCAUAUGUAAUUUAUUCAGACAGCAUGAUUUUUUAUUGGACGAUACAAUAGAGAUUCAUUAUAUAUAUCUUCGUAUUUUUUAGCGUUUUUAUAUUGUCUUAUGAUUAUCAAGUACUUAAUAAAUCUUGAAAGUAAAAACAAAUUCUUUCCAUAUAUUCUUUUUAUUUCCGUUUCGAUUGCAAACAAUAGUUGAAUUUUUACUUUUCGUGUAUUCGUAACGAUUCAUUUUGUAUUGCGAUUCACGUUCUCUGGUAAAAAUAUCCUAAUUUCACUACAUAAAAAAUCCUAUUUCCGUUGUAUUGUAAAACAUUGAUGUUCUUGAAUCACGUAACGAGUACACAUUUCUUAUUUCAAGACAUUUCUCAUUUUGAGUACAAAUAUUUCUUAAACUUAUUAAGAACUGUUAACCUAUUAUAUAUAUUUUUCAAAUAAAAGAAUAUUUUUCUUGAUUUGACAAAGUAAAUUAACUAAUUAUUCCAAAAAAAAUAAUUAUGAAAAACAAAAAAACUGUUGUUCUAAAUGAUUUACGAUGUAUUUAAAUUUAUUUUAUUUUACUGUAUAACAUUACGAAAAUUGGAGAGUGCUUAUAAAUAUUCAGCUAUUCAAUACUGCACAAUUGAUUUAUUCAAGUUCAAAAUAUGAUAAGGGUAGUUAAUUCAAUAAAAAAAAAUUUAGAGAAACAAUUCUAUGUGGAAAUAAAACUUUUAAUGAUGAAAGUUUCCAGCAUCAAUUUGCUUGCUACUUUACCUUUUGCGGUUACUUUAUUAGUUAGGUAAAGUUUCAGUUUCACGGUGACAGUAUCAAAAGUUGUCGAUAGAUUCAUCAAUCCAAAUGUGUUCCAUUCAAACUUUAUGAACGAAAGCUUCAAAUACUUCGAUAUCGCCAUUAAAACUAAUUUAAUUUUAAAUGUAUUCAUCUUCAAUUCGUUACAAAACUUUAAACGAAAUGUGGUGU